Messenger RNA from Schistocerca gregaria, 783 nucleotides. RefSeq names its product putative neural-cadherin 2. The coding region runs from base 112 to 783 and encodes 223 amino acids. The record is from RefSeq and is a predicted model, not a curated record. The transcript is spliced from 6 exons. Gene Ontology annotation, molecular function: calcium ion binding. Lineage: Eukaryota; Metazoa; Arthropoda; Insecta; Orthoptera; Acrididae. Gene Ontology annotation, biological process: homophilic cell-cell adhesion. Gene Ontology annotation, cellular component: membrane.
CAGGAUAACGCCAGACCGCAGAUGUAACGGCAGUGCUAGCGUGCAGCCUACACACUCGCCGUCCCUGGCCUGGGCUGCCUUGGAGCUGUCUGUUCCCAUGACGUACGAAACAUGGACCUGAAGCUGGCUUGGAUGCUCAUAGUCUUCUUGUUGGUACCGCGUCUGACGCAGGCAGGGGAAUCCCCAGCGUCGGCGCUGUCCCAGCGGCAGGGGGAAGCCCCGGUGUUCGCUGCGGCAGAGCUGCAGGCGGAAGUUUCCGAGGACGCCGCGCCCGGAACCUUCGUGGCCGAUGUAGCGCCGCCUGGCUCAAAGCGCGCCGGCGCGGUCCGGUACCAGAUAGUGGCGGGAGACGAGCUGGGCGCCUUUGCAGUGGACGCCGCCUCGGGUCGGGUCACCGUGGCGGGCAAGCUGGACUACGAAGCUCGGCCAAAGUACGAGCUGCAGCUGCGCGCCACAGACGCGACGGGCGGGUUGCCCGACGGGCAGGGGCAGGCGCGGCUGGUGGUGCGCGUGGCGGACGCCAACGACGUGCCGCCAGCGUUCCGCAGCGCCGUCUACCACGCCGAGCUGCAGGAGGAGGAGGACCCCGCCAGGCUGCCCAUCAGGAUUCUCACGGUGGAGGCUGUGGACGGGGAUUCCGGCCGCCCCCAGGAUGUGGUGUACUCCCUGUCCGGGCCCGGCGUUUCCCCAGACGGCACCGGACACUUUAGCAUCGACGCCCGCACUGGGGACGUCUUCCUGCUCAAGGUGAGUGCGCCGCCUGUCGGACAAACUCUCUGCUGA